Lemur catta (Ring-tailed lemur) is the source of this 2493-nucleotide messenger RNA. RefSeq names its product F-box and leucine rich repeat protein 20 (gene FBXL20). The record is from RefSeq and is a predicted model, not a curated record. Gene Ontology annotation, molecular function: protein binding. Lineage: Eukaryota; Metazoa; Chordata; Mammalia; Primates; Lemuridae.
CCUCCCCCAGCGACAGGAAUGGUUGCCCGGCUCCACCACUGCACCCCCUGACCCCCGAGGCCCAAGGUGCGGCCUCGCUGCGAUCCCCGGACCAGAGCGGGGCGCUCGGCCUGCCCCUCAACGCUAUUAGUCCCUGCCCUCCCGAGCCAUGCACGGGGAGACACACGUCCCGAAGCGGGCCCCCAGGCCUCCCUGUAGCACCCCGUAAUGCAAUCCACCGGGACGUGGGAGGCGGCGGCGGCAACAGCAGAGGCGGCGGCGGCAGCAGCAGCUCUGCCCCAAUCUAGAGACAUCCAGAAGAGGAAAAUGGCUCCGAGCAGGGACCGCCUGCUGCACUUUGGGUUCAAGGCGACAAUGUUCUCAAAUAGCGAUGAAGCUGUAAUCAAUAAAAAACUUCCCAAAGAGCUCCUAUUACGGAUAUUUUCUUUUUUGGAUGUCGUUACCCUGUGUCGCUGUGCUCAGGUCUCCAGGGCCUGGAAUGUUCUGGCUCUGGAUGGCAGUAACUGGCAGCGAAUUGAUCUGUUUGAUUUCCAGAGGGAUAUUGAGGGCAGGGUAGUGGAGAAUAUUUCAAAACGAUGUGGUGGCUUUUUACGAAAGUUAAGUCUUCGUGGAUGUCUUGGAGUAGGAGACAAUGCAUUAAGGACCUUUGCACAGAACUGUAGGAACAUUGAAGUACUGAAUCUAAAUGGGUGUACAAAGACUACAGAUGCUACAUGUACUAGCCUUAGCAAGUUCUGUUCCAAACUCAGGCACCUUGACCUGGCUUCCUGUACAUCAAUAACAAACAUGUCUCUGAAAGCUCUGAGUGAGGGAUGUCCACUGUUGGAGCAGUUGAACAUUUCCUGGUGUGACCAAGUAACCAAGGAUGGCAUUCAAGCACUAGUGAGGGGCUGUGGGGGUCUCAAGGCCUUAUUCUUAAAAGGCUGCACGCAGCUAGAAGAUGAAGCUCUAAAGUAUAUAGGUGCACACUGUCCUGAGCUAGUGACUUUGAACUUGCAGACUUGCUUGCAAAUUACAGAUGAAGGUCUCAUUACUAUAUGCAGAGGGUGCCAUAAGUUACAGUCCCUCUGUGCCUCUGGCUGCUCCAACAUCACAGAUGCCAUCCUGAAUGCUCUAGGUCAGAACUGCCCACGGCUUAGAAUAUUAGAAGUGGCAAGAUGUUCUCAGUUAACAGAUGUGGGCUUUACCACUCUUGCUAGGAAUUGCCAUGAGCUUGAAAAGAUGGAUCUGGAAGAGUGUGUUCAGAUAACAGAUAGCACAUUAAUCCAACUUUCUAUACACUGUCCUCGACUUCAAGUAUUGAGUCUGUCUCACUGUGAGCUGAUCACAGACGAUGGAAUUCGUCACCUAGGGAAUGGGGCCUGCGCCCAUGACCAGCUGGAGGUGAUUGAGCUGGACAAUUGCCCACUAAUCACAGAUGCGUCCUUGGAGCACUUGAAGAGCUGUCACAGCCUUGAGCGGAUAGAACUCUAUGACUGCCAGCAAAUCACACGGGCUGGAAUCAAGAGACUCAGGACCCAUUUACCCAAUAUUAAAGUCCACGCCUACUUCGCACCUGUCACUCCACCCCCAUCAGUAGGGGGCAGCAGACAGCGCUUCUGCAGAUGCUGCAUCAUCCUAUGACAAUGGAGGUGGUCAACCUUGGCGAACUGAGUAUUUAAUGACACUUCUAGAGUUACCGUGGAAUCUCUCCAGUGGAAGCGACCCCAGUGUUCUGGGCAAGGGUUACAAAGUGAGGGCAGUGUCUGGAUCCCCAGAGCCACACAUACAUACACGUACACACCCUCAUCCCCAUCCACUCACAUUUUGUGACCAUGAGAUUGACGUUCAUGCUGGCUUUAUCAAGUGGAUUGGUAAAACUUAACCAUUCCUGUUGGAGGUGCCCAGAAGAAAAUCACAGGCCAAGGUGGAGGGAGGGGGCAUUCCAGCAAACCCAGUGUUAACUGCUACUGUGGUUUCUUUGUUUUGUCAGAGGGUUUCUUUGAGGAUUUUGGUACAGUAACUGCAGUCCUCCAGGGUCAAGAAAAGCAUGGAAAAACUAUAUAUGAUGUAUCCAGGGACCAGAAGGAAAAUUUCUUUGUAUCCUAAAAAUGGUAGCCAUCUAUUGUGACUACAGAGCUUCUGUGCUUCCUUGUUUCCAUGCCAACAUGCUGAGCAUGCUCACAAAGAAGGCUCAUCCAUUCCUCUUGUGUUUUAGUAUUUGGCCCAGAGGUUUCCUAAAUGGUUGCAUUGAAAUCGCUGUGGUCCAGAUGUGAUUACUUAUUCACUUAAAUUGUCACUGUCUGUAGCACACAUGUGCACCUGUCUUCCAUUCUCUGUUGCUCCCUCCCACACUCUUGCUCAGUCUGUCACCUGUUCAUAAUCUGCCUAUUCACACUCAGUUGUUACUCUUUUGCUGUUGUGUUUACAGUUUGCAUUUUGGAUGAUUAGUUGGGGUUACCAAACAUUUAUAAAAGACAUUAUCAAUAAAUAUUUUUUUAAUUCUAAAUUUUA